This is a messenger RNA of Funneliformis geosporum, 834 nucleotides long. Lineage: Eukaryota; Fungi; Glomeromycota; Glomeromycetes; Glomerales; Glomeraceae. The record is from the annotation of a GenBank genome assembly.
AUGAAAAUUGGAAGGCGAAGACCCCCUGAUGCUAAAAAUUGGAAGGUCAAAUAUUACAAGGGUCUUGGCACUUCAAAUACCAAAGAAGCUAGACUAUAUUUUAAGAAUUUAAAGCGUCAUAAAGAAACCUUUUGCACCUAUGAAAAAAAGAGAUCGAGAUAUUCUCGACGGUUUAAAGCUGGGCAAAGAAAGAAGAAUUAUAAGAAAGAAAUUAAAGUUUCUUCGCUAUCCGGGGCUGUUUUAGAACAAGCGGCAUAUCAUCAUGGUGAUGCAAGUCUUCAAGGUACUAUUAUCGGAAUGGCUUACGAUUUUGUUGUUUCAAACAACGUCAAUAUCCUUAAUGGCGAGGGUCAAUUCGGCAAAAGGGCUCCAGGGGGCAAGGAUGCAAGCUUGCGCUCGUUAUAUCAGCAUCACUUAUCCUCGACACAACAUGAAAGAUCUUCAACCCACAAGAUGACUUCUAUCAUAUCGGAAUCGGAACCGAUUGGAGUUCAUCUAUCCCAAAUUAUAAUCCUCAAGAAAUCGUUUGAUAAUUUAAAACGAUUAAUCAAUAAUGAAGAAACCACCCGUGGUACCGUGGGUUCCAGGAUUACAAAGAACAAACAACAUACGACAACUACCAUAGAUUUUACGAUCAAAUUAUCGUCAGAAAGUCUAAAAGAUUCUUUAGAAGAAGGACUUGAAAAACGAUUCAUGAUGAGCUCACCCAUCGGAAUGUCGAACUUGGUGUGUUUUGAUGACGCGAAGGUCGUAUUCGAAAAUAUGAUUCUCCCAAAGAAAUUCCAAAGGAAUUUUACACAUACAGGCUCGAUUACUAUUAUAAGAGGAAGGUUC